GCCGCCGGUCGGCCGUCUCUGGUGCCGGGAGCGCAUGGACUUCGAGGGGGGGCAGCUGCGCCAGGUGGGCGGCUUCGGGCGGCGGUCGCGCUUCCUGGCGGCCGCCUCGGGGCUGCCCAACGCGGGGCUGGCGCUGGGGCUGGCCGCGGGGCUGCUCCUGGCCGCCGUCCCGCCGCACCGCUGCCGCCCGGACCCCGCGCUGCUCCCCGCCGCCCUGCGCAACGCCAGCAGCCCGGAGCUGCGCAACGCCUCGGCGCCGCCGGGCAGCCGCUGCCUACUCUACCGCUAUCCGCGGCCCGGAGGCGGCUCCGGCCCGCCCAACGGCACCGGACCCUGCACCCGCGGCUGGCAGUACGUGCUGCCCGCGGCCGGGCUCCGCUCCACGCUGGUCACACAGUGGGACCUGGUGUGCGCCAAGCAGUGGCAGGUGCCGCUGGAACAGACCACCCACCUCCUGGGAUGGCUGAUGGGCUACGCGGCCCUCGGGGCGUCCUGCGACAGAUUUGGCCGUCGGACCAUCUUCGUUCUUUCCUUGGUGCUGUCCGUCCCGCUGGGCUUCGGCGUGGCGCUGGCAGUGGAUUACCUUAUGCUGGUUGUGCUGCGGAUGCUCUUUGGGGCCGUGCUGGCGGGGGGCUUCCUCUCCCUCUACGUGGCACGCCUGGAGUUGUGUGAUCCCCCCCACCGCCUGACGGUCACGAUGAGCGCCAGCUUCUUCUGGGUUGCUGGGCAGCUGAUCCUGCCAGGCCUGGCCGUGGCCGUUGCAGAGUGGCGGCUGCUCCAGGGGGCCAUCACAUUGGGGCUGGCUCUGCUGACUGCUUGCUGGUGGUCUCCCUCUCUUUUUCCCGAGUCGGCCCGGUGGCUCUUGGCCACACAGCAGCUGCAGAGAGGCAAGCGGGCCCUGCUGGACCUGGCCAGGGGCAACGGAGUCUGGCUGGAAAAUGACUCCACCACAGGGGAGCCCUUCUCGGCAGCUGACUGGCCAGCCAGGCUGCCUCCCCAUUGGGCCUGGGAUCCAGUUCUGCUUUUGUGCCCAGAGACGGACAGCCGGGCAGGAGGCGUCCGUAGAGCAGAAUACCACAGCGUCUGCCGGAUCUUCAGCACACGAGUGGUAUGGAAGAACAGCCUCAUUCUCGGCUUCACUGCGUUCAUUGGGAGCGGCAUCCGCCACUGUUUCGCCCGCAACUUGGCUCCGUACGCGCCCCACUUUUACUUCCCCUAUUUUCUGCUGGCGGGGAGCGAAGCGGUGGCCAUCCUCUUCCUCUGCCUGACUGUGGAUCACUUUGGCCGCCGGGCACUCCUCCUCUUCGGCACCAUCCUCACUGGGGUUUCCUCCCUGCUGCUCCUGGCCCUGAUGCAGUAUUUGAUGGCCUGGCUUGUCUUGGCGCUCUCCAUCCUGGGCAUUCUGGCAUCUCAAGCUGUUGCUACCCUCAGCAUCUUCUUUGCCAGCGAGGUGCUGCCCACCGUGGUCAGGGACAGGGGCCUUGCUGCUCCCCAAUGGGGCUGUUUUGCUUUGCAGAGGGGCUGGGCUGGGCCUCAUCCUGGCUGCACACACACUGGGCCAGGCGGUCACCCCGAUCAUGGACAUCCAGCACAGCCGGGGGUUCUUCUUGCACCACGUGGUGUUUGCCUCCUUCGCCAUCCUCUCGGUGCUCAGUGUGAUGCUCCUCCCGGAGACCAGCCACAGGCCGCUGCCAGACUCCAUGCAGGAGGGGGAGAGCCUGCACCGGCCGCCGCUCUUCCACCCCACCUGCCGUCACUGCCGCCACCAGGACCAGCUGCCACUGCUCUCCACCCACGGGGGGAGCAGCCCCUACGACCCCGAGAGCUAUGCCCACCUGGUCACGGCCACCAAGAAGAUGCUGGGCAGCCAUGGGGGGGGCGCUGGUGCUGGGGGGCAAGGCAGCUCACUGACCCCAGGGACCUAAGGGCAUGGCAGCACCCAGAGGAGAGGGCCCCCGGGCCCCACAGAGGGAACAUUUUCAGCCCCAGGGUCCUCCGGGGACAGGAGGAACUGGGCAGCCUCUGGCCCUCUUUUCUUGGGGAAAGAGUGGUUUGGGAUCACAGGGCCCCCCUUUGUGGAUAUGCAAUAAACCACAUGCUGCCUUUGUAGUUCAUUUUUCCUAGAGAGUUUUAUUGUCAGCUCCCCCCUCGCCAAAUCCUGCCCUCUCCCACCCCCCAGACCUCCAAGCUCUCAUUCUCCUGGCUGCAGCCACAUGAGGAGCUCUGCAGCAUUGGACUGGGGUGGGGGAACACAGCCGGGUUUACCCACAGCCCACCGGAAGCCACUUUUCAGGGCAGGCCUGAUCAGUUCUAUGGGGGGGGGCUGUUGCUCUAGAUAGCGCCCUGGGAGUGGGGCAUCACCAUUUGCCUCCUGCAAGGUUGCCAGUUCUUGCUUCUCC
This is a messenger RNA of Crotalus tigris (Tiger rattlesnake), 2399 nucleotides long. It is a transcript of the gene SLC22A31, whose product is annotated as solute carrier family 22 member 31. Gene Ontology annotation, biological process: transmembrane transport. The transcript has 9 exons. NCBI's taxonomy places the organism in Eukaryota, Metazoa, Chordata, Lepidosauria, Squamata, Viperidae. The record is from RefSeq and is a predicted model, not a curated record. Gene Ontology annotation, cellular component: membrane. Gene Ontology annotation, molecular function: transmembrane transporter activity. Bases 35 to 2110 code for a protein of 691 amino acids.